This is a messenger RNA of Alosa alosa (allis shad), 1078 nucleotides long. RefSeq names its product zinc finger protein 704-like. The coding region runs from base 689 to 1078 and encodes 129 amino acids. The transcript has 2 exons. NCBI's taxonomy places the organism in Eukaryota, Metazoa, Chordata, Actinopteri, Clupeiformes, Clupeidae. The record is from RefSeq and is a predicted model, not a curated record.
ACGUCGGCCGGGCGAACGCACAUGUUUACAGGCGGCAUUCCACCGGUAGAGGCAGCGGCUCGUGCGAGAAGGGCCACGGAGUGGAUUUUUUUCGGAUCUGUUGAAUCCGGAUUCUGGAGACCGGUCGCUCGCGCUCCCUGGCACGGUCUCGUUGUCCCGGUAGACAGAGACACCAACAACAUAAAACGUUUGUGAAAUGUAGGAGAGGAAAGAAAUUAAUUUGCGCUGAGAUCUUCUGGCUGAAAUGGACACGAGCACGUAUCUCUCGGUCCAACACGAGCGUGCCGUUCCGUGUUUUUCACGAGCCUCUUAGGCUUAAGGGAACGGCGAGGAAAAUAAACAGGUCGAAUCAAGAAAUAUUGGUUGCCGGUCGGAUAAAGAACGAGACGAGGAAAACUGGUCGCUUGCAUGCAUCCGUGGCGCGUAUCUGUGCUCUUUUGAUGUCAUACUUCACAUUCGAGCUGUAUCCGGUCCUGAUUUUACUGUUGUAAUGCCGACAGAGGACCUUCUGUGCUCGAAUAUGUUACUGCUGCCUAAUGCUCCGUUUUUGCUUUCAGAGCGCCUACUUGGUCCGUUGUGGUUAUGUUAUUUUGACGUUGUCGUUUGUUUGUUUUAAAACGAGACGUAUUCGGUGCGUAUCGAACAGUUUGCGUUCGCUAAAGCUAUAAUCGGACGGCGUCGUGGAGCUAUGCAUACGAGGCGCUUGGUGAAGCGCUCAAUCAUCGGGAGCCGUGUGUAUGCCACCGGCCCGGCGGGGGAUGCGUCUCCGUUAACGGGGUGGUCCAGGCGGUCAAGCAGGAGAACGGAGGCCCGACGCAACCUCUACACCGUGCUCAUGCAGGACGGCACGCUCGAGGAGUACACUGAGGAGGAGAUCGCCAUGGCGACUGGUCAGAUGGCUGCGAAGGGACCGCUCAAGUCCAGUUUGAAGCAGAACUCCAGUAAUGGCCAGGGUCCGGGUCAGCUGCAGGGGGAGGUCCAGAGCGCCGAGGAUGACCAGCGAGUGGCGGAGUCGGUUUCCGGACAAGACAAGGGCGCCAUAACUGACCGCUCAGUCUCCCUACUGGAGCAAGCAUAA